UGGAUUGGUCGCGGACACAGGGCUGUUACAGAUGGGCCAGCGGAUUCAUUUACAAUGAAUAUACCGGCUCUUUAUAGUCAAACGGCCACUUUUACGGCAGUUAUGCAUAUUUUUCGUUUAUUAUGGAUAAUGCCGUCUGUGUGGGCUGUAGAAGAUGUCUUGAUGGACUCUACGACAGCGACAGCAGAGCUGGGCUGGACGAUAUACCCGUCAUUAGGGUGGGAGGAGGUGAGUGGCUAUGAUGAGAAUAUGAACACCAUCCGCACCUACCAGGUGUGCAACGUCUUUAACAGCAGCCAGAACAACUGGGUGCGCACCAAGUACAUCCGGCGACGGGGGGCUCAGCGCAUCCACGUGGAAAUGAAGUUCUCGGUGCGAGACUGCAGCAGCAUCCCCAACAUCCCAGGCUCCUGCAAGGAGACAUUCAACCUCUACUACUUUGAAUCCGACUUGGACACGGCCACCAAAGUGUCCCCUGCCUGGAUGGAGAACCCCUGGAUUAAGGUGGACACCAUUGCGGCCGAUGAGAGCUUCUCGCAGGUGGACCUUGGGGGGCGUGUCAUGAAGAUCAACAGGGAGGUGCGCAGCUUCGGACCUGUGUCUCGUAACGGCUUCUACUUGGCCUUUCAGGAUUACGGGGCCUGUAUGUCGCUCAUUGCCGUGCGCGUUUUCUACCGAAAGUGCCCCCGUGUCGUGCGCAACGGGGCCGUCUUCCCAGAAACUUUGUCAGGGGCCGAGAGCACUUCCUUAGUGGCGGCUAGGGGAACCUGUAUACCCAAUGGAGAGGAGGUGGACGUGCCCAUUAAACUGUACUGCAAUGGAGACGGGGAGUGGUUGGUUCCUAUUGGGCGAUGUAUGUGCAAAGCAGGACAUGAAGCAGUGGAGAAUGGCACCAUCUGCAGAGCAUGCUCCUCUGGAUUCUUCAAACCGUCCCAGGGAGACCAGCAGUGCCUGCAGUGUCCCAUGAACAGCCGCACCACCAACGAGGGAGCUACCAACUGCGUGUGCCGCAACGGCUACUACCGGACGGACUCGGACCCUGCACAGAUGCCCUGCACAACCGUGCCAUCCGCACCGCAGAGGGUGAUCUCCAGCGUGAACGAGACGUCGCUGAGGCUGGAAUGGAGCCCCCCACGCGAGAGCGGCGGCCGCGAGGACGUCGUCUACAACAUCAUCUGCAAGAGCUGUGGCUCAGGCCGCGGGGCCUGCACGCGCUGUGGGGACAACGUCCAGUUCGUCCCACGGCAGCUGGGCCUGACCGAAUCCCGCGUCCACAUCAGCGACCUGCUGGCCCACACGCAGUACACCUUCGAAAUCCAGGCCGUCAACGGCGUCUCUGACCAGAGCCCUUACUCACCACAGUUCGCCUCGGUGAACAUCACCACCAACCAGGCUGCGCCAUCAGUGGUGUCCAUCAUGCAUCAGGUCAGCAGGACAGUAGACAGCAUCACUCUGUCCUGGUCACAGCCAGACCAGCCCAAUGGGGUCAUUUUGGACUAUGAGCUGCAGUACUAUGAGAAGAACAUGGCUGAGUUGAACUCUUCUGUACUGAGGAGCCAGACUAACACAGCAGUGGUCCGAGGCCUGAAGCCAGGGACCAUCUAUGUGUUCCAGGUGCGGGCUCGGACGGUGGCGGGGUUCGGACGCUUCAGUGGGAAAAUGUACUUCCAAACUAUGACUGAAGAGGAGUAUAACUCCAGCCUGCAGGAGAAACUGCCACUCAUCAUCGGCUCUGCUGCUGCGGGCUUUGUUUUUCUCGUUGCUGUCAUUGUGCUCGUCAUUGUCUGCAAUCGGAGAGGCAGUGACAGGACAGAGUCUGAAUACACAGACAAGCUGCAGCACUACACCAGCGGCCACAUGUCACCAGGAAUGAAGAUCUACAUAGAUCCUUUCACUUAUGAGGACCCCAAUGAAGCUGUACGGGAGUUCGCCAAAGAAAUAGACAUGUCCUGUGUGAAGAUCGAACAAGUCAUUGGUGCAGGUGAGUUUGGGGAGGUGUGCAGUGGCAACCUGCGCCUGCCUGGGAAAAGAGAGAUCCUGGUAGCCAUUAAGACACUGAAGUCAGGCUACACUGAGAAGCAGAGGAGGGACUUCCUGAGCGAGGCCAGCAUCAUGGGCCAGUUUGACCACCCCAACAUCAUCCACCUGGAGGGGGUGGUGACCAAGAGCAGCCCUGUCAUGAUCAUCACUGAGUUCAUGGAGAAUGGCUCACUGGACUCCUUCCUGAGGCAAAACGACGGGCAGUUUACUGUGAUUCAGUUGGUGGGCAUGCUGCGUGGCAUCGCUGCCGGGAUGAAGUAUCUGUGUGAUAUGAACUACGUCCACCGGGACCUGGCUGCUCGCAACAUCCUGGUCAACAGCAAUCUGGUGUGCAAAGUGUCUGAUUUUGGUCUCUCCCGCUUCCUGGAAGAUGAUACAUCAGACCCCACCUACACCAGCGCCCUAGGAGGGAAGAUUCCUAUCCGAUGGACCGCUCCAGAGGCCAUCCAGUACAGGAAGUUCACCUCCUCCAGUGAUGUGUGGAGCUACGGCAUCGUCAUGUGGGAGGUCAUGUCUUAUGGAGAGAGACCAUACUGGGACAUGAGCAAUCAAGAUGUAAUCAAUGCCAUAGAGCAGGAUUAUAGGUUACCUCCCCCUAUGGAUUGUCCCAAUGCAUUACACCAGCUAAUGCUGGACUGCUGGCAGAAGGACCGCAACAACCGGCCUAAAUUUGGCCAGAUUGUGAACACCCUGGAUAAAAUGAUUCGCAACCCCAACAGCCUGAAGGCCACUACCCCACUCUCUUCAGGCAUGCACCUACCUCUGCUGGACCGCAGCACUCCAGACUUCUCCAGCUUUAACAGUGUGGAUGAGUGGCUGGACGCUAUCAAGAUGGGCCAGUACAAGGAGAACUUCGCCAACGAGGGCUUUACCUCCUUCGAUGCUGUUUCCCAAAUGACAAUGGAUGACAUUCUGAGAGUGGGAGUCACUCUAGCUGGCCACCAGAAGAAGAUUUUCAACAGCGUGCAGAUGAUGCGAGCUCAGAUGAACCAAAUCCAGUCGGUGGAGGUUUGACCCUCAGAGGUGGA
Messenger RNA from Colossoma macropomum (tambaqui), 3068 nucleotides. It is a transcript of the gene ephb2a, whose product is annotated as eph receptor B2a. NCBI's taxonomy places the organism in Eukaryota, Metazoa, Chordata, Actinopteri, Characiformes, Serrasalmidae. Gene Ontology annotation, cellular component: neuron projection; plasma membrane. Gene Ontology annotation, molecular function: transmembrane-ephrin receptor activity; ATP binding; protein binding. The transcript has 16 exons. The record is from RefSeq and is a predicted model, not a curated record. The coding region runs from base 55 to 3054 and encodes 999 amino acids. Gene Ontology annotation, biological process: axon guidance; protein phosphorylation; central nervous system projection neuron axonogenesis.